Chionomys nivalis (European snow vole) is the source of this 1044-nucleotide messenger RNA. It is a transcript of the gene Lypd3, whose product is annotated as LY6/PLAUR domain containing 3. The coding region runs from base 1 to 1044 and encodes 347 amino acids. The record is from RefSeq and is a predicted model, not a curated record. Gene Ontology annotation, cellular component: plasma membrane. The transcript has 5 exons. NCBI's taxonomy places the organism in Eukaryota, Metazoa, Chordata, Mammalia, Rodentia, Cricetidae.
AUGGAUGCUGCCAGGAGAGGAGAUGCACAGAGAGUGGUCUGGACCACCGGAUGGCUGCUGCUGCUGCCGCUACUGCUGUGUGAAGGAGCGAAGGCCCUGGAGUGCUACAGCUGCGUGCAGAAGGCGGAUGACGGAUGCUCUCCGCACAAGAUGAAGACCGUCAAGUGUGGUCCAGGAGCUGACGUCUGCACCGAGGCGGUGGGGGCGGUGGAGACCAUCCACGGGCAAUUCUCUGUGGCGGUGCGGGGCUGUGGUUCCGGACUCCAGGGUAAGAAUGACCGUGGAUUGGACCUUCACGGACUCCUGGCCUUCAUCCAGCUACAGCAGUGCACCGAGGACCGAUGCAACGACAAACUCAACCUCACCUCGCGAGGCCUCAACCCUGCAGGCAACGAGAGUGCCUAUGAGCCCAAUGGCGCAGAGUGCUACAGCUGCCUGGGGAAGAGUCGCGAGGAGUGCCAGGGCACCAUGCCUCCAGUUGUGAACUGCUACAACGCCAGCGGCCGCGUUUACAAGGGCUGCUUCGAUGGCAACGUCACCUUGACGGCAGCCAAUGUGACUGUGUCCUUACCUGUCCGAGGCUGCGUCCAGGAUGAGUCCUGCACCCGGGAUGGGGUGACGGGUCCAGGAUUCACACUUAGCGGCUCCUGUUGCCAAGGGCCCCGCUGUAACUCUGACCUCCGCAACAAGACUUAUUUCUCCCCUCGAAUCCCACCCCUAGUCCUACUGCCCCCUCCAACCACCUUAUCCCCGUCCACUUCAGUCCAGACCUCCUCCAGCACUACCUCUACAGGCGCCCCAACCACGACCACCUCUACUACCAAGCCCACCUCAGCCCCAGCUAACCACACUCCACCCCAUGAAGUAGAACAUGAUACUGCACGAGAAGAGGAGUCCCGUUUGACUGGAGGUGCUGCGGGCCACCAAGACCGCAGCAAUAUGGAGAAGAAUGCCCCAAAAGGUGGGGCUAAUGAAGGCCCUGUGUUUCUGGGGUCUGGGUUGCCAGCUCUUCUCUUGACUGUGGUUGCCGGUGCGCUGCUAUGA